UUGAAUGUACAUGUAUAAGCAGUGUGAGCGCGAGUAAAACCUAUUUGGAGAUACCAGAGCUGUUCGAAGAUGUUUCCACUUCUCCUGUCGCUGUGCUUCGUUGGUAGAGUGCUAUGCACAGAUCUUACGCAGUCUCCAGCAAAGUGUCUUAACUAUGGGGCAGCUGAGGCGUAUGGGAUUUUCUAUCAAAUUAACAACAGUGAUGAUGAUGAUGACAACACAACUCUGUCCACCUUCCUGAGCAAACCACGCCUUUACUGUCAAUCAGAUGGCAGGUGCCAUGAUCAACUCCCCAAAUAUGACGAUGAAGUUCUUCCCUUCCGUACGGCUCGCUUCACAACACUCGGGGCCACCGGGCGCCUGGGCCCGACUACCCUGGGCGGCCACUACCGCGGGCAGGACCACGAGGGGAUGGUGUACUUACGGGACGGGGUCCAGGUCUUCACGGUGCCCGCUACGGGAGUUUACCUGCUAGAAGUCGCAGGUGCAGCCGCAGGUUGGGGGAAGGCCGACAACAAGACGACCAGAGGCAGAGGUGCCGUGGUCUUGGCUUCCCUGGAACUCAUCAAAGGGCGACUACUUAAGAUCCUUGUCGGUCAGGAGGGAGCGGAGAAUGAGGAGAGUCACGGAGUAGGAGGAGGGGGCGGUACGUUUGUCACGGGCAUCGACAACACUCCGCUCAUCAUCGCCGGAGGGGGAGGGGGCGGCAACCGCCAGGAGACGCGCAACGCUCGGUGUGACGGGACGGGUGCUGGCGAGGGGAACCCUGGAUACUCCCCCAAGGGAGGGACGAGCUUCCCUGGCGGGGUGAAGGGACACGGCGCGACGGAGGGGGACCGGGAUAACGUCGGCGGCGGGGGAGGGGGACUGCUCUCCCGAGGGGCGAGUUCGAAGCACUUCGGUGGGAAAGACGGGGCCUACGGCGGGGAAGGGGGUGAAUCAUACGUUAAAGGGGCUGUGGGGGGAAGGCCGUAUGUGAAUGGUGCCGAAGGAGGGUUCGGAGGAGGAGGAGGUAGCUUUGGUAACGGAGGAGGGGGUGGAGGAGGAGGGGGGUACUCCGGAGGAGGGAGGGGGGAUAACUGGAGUGACGCCUGCGGAGGUGGCGGAGGCUCGUUUUCGGCUGGGAACGAGACGGUCGCAACGGACGGUGGGAACGACGGUCCAGGCUAUGUCGUCAUCACUAAGUUAUAAAAAUAUUAAAUACGCGAACAAGAAGCCCACUGCUCAUUGGAUAGUAC
Branchiostoma belcheri (Belcher's lancelet) is the source of this 1238-nucleotide messenger RNA. RefSeq names its product glycine-rich cell wall structural protein 1.0-like. NCBI's taxonomy places the organism in Eukaryota, Metazoa, Chordata, Leptocardii, Amphioxiformes, Branchiostomatidae. The transcript is spliced from 5 exons. The coding region runs from base 70 to 1191 and encodes 373 amino acids. The record is from RefSeq and is a predicted model, not a curated record.